Molecule: messenger RNA, 1355 nt
Organism: Brassica rapa (field mustard)
Lineage: Eukaryota; Viridiplantae; Streptophyta; Magnoliopsida; Brassicales; Brassicaceae
Product: probable acyl-[acyl-carrier-protein]--UDP-N-acetylglucosamine O-acyltransferase, mitochondrial
Biological process (GO): lipid biosynthetic process
Molecular function (GO): acyl-[acyl-carrier-protein]-UDP-N-acetylglucosamine O-acyltransferase activity
Source: RefSeq, a predicted model, not a curated record
CGAAAUAACGGGCUCAACUGGGCGCGUGCGAGCGAUUUCAUCCCACUGCGUUUAUUCGUUCUCUGAGGCAUUUCGUCGAACACAACAGCAUGUAUGCAACCGAACUGGUUUGUCUUUGCUCUACUUAGACCCCCGCCAUGAUUUCUCUCCUCAAAGCUCGCGAGAGGCUUCUAAAUCUAACUCCUCUCCUCAGCUCCUCUAUACGCCGUCGUCUCUCCUCUAACCCCUCCUAUUCUUAUGAAGACACGAGAGGUUCUGACGUCUUUAUACACCCAAGUGCUGUCGUCCACCCAAAUGCAGUGAUUGGAAAGGGAGUUUCAGUUGGUCCGUACUGUACAGUUGGCUCUUCAGUGAAGCUAGGCAAUGGCUGCAAACUCUAUCCUUCAAGUCAUAUCUUUGGAAACACAGAGUUGGGGGAAUCUUGUGUCCUCAUGACUGGUGCUGUUGUUGGCGAUGAGCUUCCUGGUUCUACAGUCAUAGGAGGCAAUAACAUAAUCGGUCACCACGCUGUGGUUGGUGUUAAAUGUCAAGACUUGAAGUACAAGUAUGGGGAUGAAUGCUUUCUUUGCAUCGGUAGCAACAAUGAAAUUAGGGAGUUCUGUUCUAUUCACAGGUCAUCAAAGGCUAGUGAUAAAACGGUGAUUGGUGACAAUAAUCUAAUUAUGGGCUCUUGUCAUAUCGCCCAUGAUUGCAAGAUUGGUGACCGCAACAUAUUUGCUAACAAUACGCUUCUUGCUGGCCAUGUGAUUGUAGAAGACUAUACACACACAGCAGGAGCUACGGUCGUCCACCAGUUCUGUCACAUUGGUUCAUUCUCUUUCAUUGGUGGUGGUUCUGUGGUUUCACAAGAUGUUCCAAAGUACAUGAUGGUGACUGGAGAAAGAGCUGAACUUCGCGGUUUGAAUCUGGAGGGACUUAGACGUAAUGGAUUUACGAUGUCAGAGAUGAAGAGCCUGAGAGCAGCCUAUCGUAAGAUAUUCAUGUCGACCGAGACAUCGAGUCUCGAAGAGCGUCUCACCAAGAUGGAACAUAACCAAGAGCUGUACAGUGUUCCUGCGGUUGUUUCCAUGUUGCACUCAAUCCGAGAUUCUUUCGCAGAAGGUCGUCGUGGGAUAUGCAAGUUCAGACAGUGGCUUGAUUCUUGAGUUUUCACAGCUUAGUGACUUAAAUUAGACAUUCAUUGGUCAACAGUGGCUCAACACUCUCUUUCACUGAAUCUGUAAUAGUUUAAUAGAUAACUUAAACAAUUGUUGUCAAAUCUUUUAAGAAGAUUUGUUUGUAAUUUUUGGUUUUAUUACAAUACGUUGAAGAUGUGUCCAGUUACAAGAGUGAUGGGAAAAUCAGGUGUUCCUAUA